CAAGGCUCUGAUCCCUCCCUCUAACCCAGCCGGCAGCCUAUAACCUCCGCGCUUCUCCGCCCAUUCCUCCACAGUUGAUUCUUCGGGAAGGCAUUGUCAUGCAAAUAAAGGACGCGUAAAACUAUUCCCCCGGAGCACGGCGCAGGGCAGAGACUCACAAGGACCGCGAGGAGGAGGAACACACGCAUCCCGGGGCCUCGCAAAAGUGGUUUAUCUGUCGCCACAACACGGACCCGUCCAUCUGACGCAGACGUCUGCAUGGCCACAUGAGCAGCCACAUAUAGCCAGGAAGCUGGUUGGGCCGUUGGAGGAAAGCCGACGGGGACGCAACAACGAGGAGGCUGCCCUUUGGUGAUUGUGGUCAUACUUCCAGUCUCCCCAGUGAAAUCGGAGGUGUCUCUUCUUCAUCUCCCUGUCCAGGCUACCUGCUGCUGCUGCUGCUGCUACUAGAGAAGGAAAAUUACACCCAGAGACUCCUGGAGCGCUCCUUGACACUUUUAUGUUUUAGGGGAUUUAGGAUUUCUCGAAUAUUAACGUUUUUGCACACCAGGUGUGCCGUUUUCCCUCUUGUCCUCUUUUUUGGGAUAUAUCCAGUGGCCCUUCCGCCGUUAAAGUGCCUUAAAACUGGGUGUAAUCCAGCAUAACUGUGGCACUGUUACCAGACCAGAGACGCUCGACACAGCUUUAGAGCCGAGGCAGGAUUAUUUCUCGUCCCCCCCCUCAAACUUCAGCGAGUUUGCCACCAUGAGCCAGGCGGAUGUGUCGACUUGCUCCGCGCCGCAGAGGGUCUUCCAGGAGGCAGUGAAGAAGGGGAACACCAAGGAGCUGCACUCGCUGCUGCAGAACAUGACAAACUGCGAGUUCAACGUCAACUCCUUCGGGCCGGAGGGACAGACAGCGCUCCACCAGUCCGUCAUCGACGGGAACCUGGAGCUGGUGAAGCUGCUGGUGAAGUUCGGCGCAGACAUCCGACUGGCUAACAGGGAAGGGUGGAGCGCUUUACAUAUUGCCGCCUUCGGGGGCCACCAGGACAUUGUGCUAUACCUCAUCACCAAGGCCAAGUAUUCCUCUGGGGCCCGGUGAUCUGUCUCUGCUGUCAGGGUUCCUGCUCAUUCUUCUUGUCACAACUCCACAAGUUUCUGGACUCACAUCAACACAGUUCUCAUUUUUGCAAAGUUCGCUCUCUACUUACUUCAGACAUUUUAUUUUAUUGAGGUCAAGCUUUGGAAAAGGAGACCUGCAAAAAAAA
Poecilia latipinna (sailfin molly) is the source of this 1249-nucleotide messenger RNA. RefSeq names its product NOTCH regulated ankyrin repeat protein a (gene nrarpa). Gene Ontology annotation, cellular component: cytoplasm. Gene Ontology annotation, molecular function: phosphatase regulator activity; protein binding; enzyme inhibitor activity. The transcript has 3 exons. The record is from RefSeq and is a predicted model, not a curated record. Lineage: Eukaryota; Metazoa; Chordata; Actinopteri; Cyprinodontiformes; Poeciliidae. The coding region runs from base 745 to 1083 and encodes 112 amino acids.